Messenger RNA from Hippocampus comes (tiger tail seahorse), 960 nucleotides. RefSeq names its product chromosome unknown C15orf61 homolog (gene cunh15orf61). Lineage: Eukaryota; Metazoa; Chordata; Actinopteri; Syngnathiformes; Syngnathidae. The record is from RefSeq and is a predicted model, not a curated record. The coding region runs from base 329 to 799 and encodes 156 amino acids. The transcript is spliced from 2 exons.
CCCGGACGACUGUAAUAUGAGGACCCGUUCACCGGUAUGUAGCAGCAAGUGCAACUCAGGUCAGCUCGUUCCCAUGUUUGUUGUCCUUGAUGGACAAACGUAUUAUUUACACAGUACAUGUAUAUUAAAACCUUUCUCUUUGUGCAUGUAACUCUGUUUUAAGUAGCGUGUGUCCUCCAAUAGGAGGAUCGUGUCUGCUAACUUUAGCCGACCCAGUCUUCUAGCCUGUGUUUAAAUAUGCAGUAGCUCGUUAAAACGCGAAUACUGUACUUCAUUUUGAAUCUCCAAAAGCUAUGGUAAUAUUGAACAUAUCACAUGAGUUCAAGUUAUGAGGGAGUUUUUGAAAAAAGUACACCGCGUCUUUGUUAAAGUCACGCUGUUUCCGAGCACUUUUGGCAAAUCAGUGCCUCGUCCCACCGCCUCGGAGGUGCUCACCUGCCACCUCGAGCAGCGGAACCUUCCGCCGUGGACGUCUUACUGUGUCCGCUACUCUGCCGUCCACAAUGACCAGUUUGGACUGUCGAACUUUAACUGGAGCGUUCGGGGAUCCAACUACCACAUACUGAGAACAGGCUGCUUCCCUUUCAUAAAAUAUCACUGCACCAAAGCACCUCCUCAGAACCUGGACUUCGAGGACAGGUUUUUCACCAUGCUCAAAGUUAUCAAUCUAGGUAUUCCCUGUUUGGCGUAUGGAAUCGGUUGCUGGAUGGUUGUGGGUGCUGCAGAAACGGUCCAGACGAGCGUCGGUCCUGUCAGAGUCUAUUUUGCCUACAAAGAAGAAGAAGGUGCUCAAUAUUGAGCCCCGAAAACAAACAAUAUUCCAAUGCAAGACAAUAAUGUGUGUGUUAUUUACAUUUACUAAGGAGAGGCGCCAGUGGUUAAACUGACAGGUGUGUCAGUCUGUGUCUCAAGUGAUCAUUUUCUGUUGAAUUAUUAAAGAUUUGAAAUUGUAAUAGAAUA